AUGCGGUCAUCUCAUAUUCUCAUCCUCAUACUAUUGAGUUGGACAUUGCCGUUGGUCACUGUAGGUCUGAAUAACUCAGAUCUACAAAGGCGACAAGGCACCACAAAUGGUGCACUACCAACCCUGACUACAGACUCGCCGAGUGCCCCUACAGCUGCUUCAGCCUCGCAGAGCAGCCUUCCAGCAUCAGUCGCCGCGACGACAGAUUUGAGAUCGAGCACCGCCUCAUCCCAACCUAACACAGCGAACGCUGCUUCCAACUCAACAGUCGCAAGCCAUUCGUCCACAGCAGCAUCUGCUAAACCGACAACUGCAGCGCCUUUGACAAAUUCUACUGCUAGUUCCACAUCCAAAGCGAGUGAUGUGCUACCCCUCCAACCAAGGAUCACACCGGCAUUUGGCAUCGCUGGCGUCUUUCUUAUCCUGUUCGGUGCGGUCUAUGCUCUCAUUGGAGUCAAAAGCAGGUCGAUUCAGAUCUUCCUGUCCUGCGGCUUCUUGGCCAGCAUAGCGACUACAGCCUUAGUUGACUUUGUCAUGAGCACUCCCGUCAGCGACGCGGUACAAGGGGGUUUCUUCGUUGCCAUCUUCAUGACUGGUGCGGUGUUUGGUGGCGGAGCUCUAAUAUUUCAAGAGUUCACAGAAGGGUUUGGCUGUCUCUUGGGGGGUUUCUGCUUCAGCAUGUGGCUGCUCGUUCUCAAACCGGGUGGGCUUGUCACCAGCCCCGGCGGCAAGGGCGCAUUCAUCGGGAUUUUCAGUCUGGUGGCAUGGUCGCUUUCCUGGACAAAGUACACCAGGCCUUACGCCUUGAUCGGCUCGACAGCAUUUGGCGGCGCCACUGCUUUCGUGCUCGGACUGGACUGCUUCGUCAGGGCUGGCAUGAAAGAAUUCUGGUUCUACAUAUGGGAUCUCAAUGAUGGGCUGUUCCCACUCAACACCAGUACUUACCCACUGACUCGAGGCAUUAAAGUCGAGAUUGCGCUUAUCAUAAUUGGCACUAUUAUUGGUCUGCUCUCUCAGAUCAGAUUGUGGAAGAUCAUACGGUCCAAGCAGCGGAAAGAAGAGGCGGUGCAACAGGCAGAUUCAGAACAUAAUCAGGCUAUUGAAGCAGCAUUGGGACGACAUCUUGAACGUCAGAAUGAGCGCGAAAAGUCAGCUUGGGAGAGACAGUAUGGUGACCGACUCAACAGCAAGCGCAAUACGAUCCUAUGGCAGGAUGCUCGCGCGGACAAACGCUACUCUACAGUUUCUGUUGCUCCGAUCCAGCCUUCACACCCAUCAGCCUCUGCGGAAAAUCUGGAAAUGGAUACCUACGGCUCCCGAAAGUCUCAGUCUGGGUACGGCUCGAGGAGCAUGCGACAAAGCACUGUCACCGUGGAGGUGAUACCAGAAGCGGACGAGGAUCACGAGGAAGUGGCGUUGAAUGAACGCAACAAAGCGCUUCAAGCUCUUGAAGAUGGUCGCACCUCAGAUGAACAUAAACAUAGUGGUGAUGUGUCCAUGUCUUCCAGCAUGUUGGCCCCGCUGACCGAGAGAGAAGAGGACAGAGCUGCCUUGAGCAACUCAGAGAGGAGUGUCGAGGUCUCAAAGCCAAAGAGACAAUCUCGGAGAUCAAGUUCUGGACUUACGAAACGUUCGUCUUCGGGAUAUGUGCCGGUCGCCUCACAUUCCAAGGAUCAUCUUGUCGAUUUUGAAAGACCACAAAGCAGAGCGUCUUCAGCUGCGGCCACCUUGGACGGAGAUAACGAGAAAAUUGAUGUUAAGUUGCUCGAUGUUGAUCCAGAGAACAAGAGAGGCACACCGCCGGAGAUUAUCAUUUCGCCGGUGUCGGCUGAAGGCGCUCAGUCGCCUGCAAUCCCGUCAGGCUCAUCUACUGGUUUCCCCGGCGCAGAAAGCAGGUCAUCGGACGGUAAAGACGAAAGUCUGGGAGGCGCAUCGCAGUGUCCGGCUCCCCCGAUAGCCACUGUUGCAAGCAGUUCCGCAGCAUCAGCAGCGGACACCAAGAACCAAGAUAGAGUUCCAGAAUCCCAGGCAUCUGAAGGAACCGAUUCGACUACUGAGUCUCUUACCAGGGGGGCUUUGGCUCAAGUACCAAGCCAGAUGUCUACGGUAGUCCUGUCAUAUCGGACGAACGAAUGGGCGAAGCAUAUUACGUCUGCAGAAGCGCCUGUCUACGAUGAGCCGGAAUCGAUCGAGGGGGUCGAAGGGCAGGAGGAGGCCCCGACACACCUUGUACGAGUGGCCACUGAGUCACAGACAGAGCCUCCCGUUCCCCAAAGUGCAGCUCAGACACUGCAAACAGAGAUGGUUCCACCUUCGGUUCGUGCCAGUCAGGCCGGUGUAGGCGUCGCAUCUCAGCUUCCCACUCCCCAAAGAUCCUUCUCUGAUCAAGAACUGCGACGAAGUACGAUGAAGGCGCCCUCGCGGUCUACGUCGAUGCAAUCGCUCAAGAUCCCCAGCCAUCGAGCAAGUCGAAUUGGUUUUAAUCCUGCUGCCUCUACCUCCCUGGUGGCCAUGCCCAUUAUGGAGAACAUUCCCAGCAACUUUGGAGCACCAACGUCAGCUGGACGCCGCUCAAGCGCACCAGGCUCACCAUACCUGAUACCCACGCGUAGAACAUCUGCAACGAGUUUGGGCUCGGGCAAUCAACGACCGUACUCGACGCAAGGCACACCGCGACCGCAUAGCGGAAGUCCCCUGUACGAUGCCGCGCAGUUGCAGAGACUACAGGGUCAUCAACAACAGCACGAAAGACCUGAACGUCCAUCCGGUACGCGCAUGGACAGCUACGAGUCUCACCAGCCGGCACAGCGGGACAUCAGGAAGGAGGCACAGAAGCGGGAAUCGCUGCUCGCUGACUGGCGGUUGACGCAGCAGCAAAGUGCGUCUCGUGAUGGCCUCGAAGCUUCUGCCGCGGAGCAUGGCAGGGCACGGUUGAAAAUGCAGCUGGAAAAGCAGCGACAAUUCGAGGAGUAUCAACGCAGCGAGGAGCAACUGAAGCAGCUGGCAAUGGACCAGAUGAUGAGACGUCCUGAGAUGCUGGAUCUACACCGUGAGGCUAUGCGGAGGAUGCAAGGAAGCGCGAAUAAGAAGCUGAGAGGUUCGACGGGAUAA
Messenger RNA from Exophiala spinifera, 3111 nucleotides. RefSeq lists its product as uncharacterized. The record is from RefSeq and is a predicted model, not a curated record. Lineage: Eukaryota; Fungi; Ascomycota; Eurotiomycetes; Chaetothyriales; Herpotrichiellaceae. The transcript has a single exon. Bases 1 to 3111 code for a protein of 1036 amino acids.